Molecule: messenger RNA, 1071 nt
Organism: Haliotis rufescens (red abalone)
Lineage: Eukaryota; Metazoa; Mollusca; Gastropoda; Lepetellida; Haliotidae
Product: perlustrin-like
Exons: 3
Coding region: 185-631 (148 amino acids)
Source: RefSeq, a predicted model, not a curated record
UGUCAUAUGCGCGCGGCACCAACUGUAGCAUCAAGACAGAUGUAGCCUUCUUGCUAGACUGUCGCCAUAAAAUGCCAAUACAUUGACAGGCGACGCAUCCAAAGUUACAUAUCUAACAACUUGUGACAACUAAAUCCAUUCAGCUACCCUCUUAGCUGAGAUAUAGCAGAAGAUUUCAGGAACAAUGAGCCGUGUCUUCUUGGUGGUGGUAUUCGUAAUCAGUGUGAUCUUCGUGAACGAAUCCAAGGGCCUGUCUUGCCGUCCAUGUAGAAAAGUCAAGUGCGCGGUCCCAAAAUGUACACCAUGCGAACGCAUCAAAGACCUGUGUGGUUGCUGUGACAUCUGUGGUCAGAAAGUCGGGGAGUAUUGCUCUGCAUUUAACCAGUGCGUGGACGACUUAUGGUGCAUACAGAUGGAUGGUGACAAAGUAUCUGCACGGCGGAGACUGGUCUGGCAUGAUUGGUUCACAGGUGUGUGCGGAAUUCUGGAGACAGAGCAUGAGGAUCCCUCAACCACAGAGACUGUUGGAACCACCACAGGGUCUGGGACAACCACAGGGUCUGGAACCACCACAGGAUCUGGUACAACCACAGGGUCUGGAACCACCACAACGACUGGAACCACCACAUAGGAUGUUGGAACCACAGAGACUGUUAGAACCACAGAGAAAGUUAACAGUAAACAUUAAUCAGUCGUGUGUCAUGAGGUUUGUGAUACAACGAUAAAUAUAUCAAAUCAUAUGCUAUCAAUAUUCGGAUCACACUGUUUAGACUGAGCAAAUAGAACUUCUUUUAUUACCCACAUGGUUUGAAUAGUUAAUAGAAAUCGAAUGCGCCCUUAUGCAGCUAUCACUUCACGCGUACCAGUAUAUUGUUAACGUCAUCCGUAGACAUUGUUGACGUCAUUUGAAUCUUAUUGUGACGUAAGUUCGGAAUGACGUCACACUAGAAACGAUAUUCGCCAUUCGAUAAUUCUGGUUUUCUAUGAUGUCAGCCACGAUAAGUGUUUUGUACUGAAGUGGAGCUGAAAAGGAUUAAGAAAUAAUGGGUAAUAAAGAAAUUAUUGCAUUUC